Messenger RNA from Aspergillus saccharolyticus JOP 1030-1, 5448 nucleotides. RefSeq names its product COPII coat assembly protein SEC16 (gene sec16). Gene Ontology annotation, cellular component: ER to Golgi transport vesicle membrane; endoplasmic reticulum exit site. Bases 104 to 5362 code for a protein of 1752 amino acids. The record is from RefSeq and is a predicted model, not a curated record. Gene Ontology annotation, biological process: COPII vesicle coat assembly; autophagy; Golgi organization. The transcript has a single exon. NCBI's taxonomy places the organism in Eukaryota, Fungi, Ascomycota, Eurotiomycetes, Eurotiales, Aspergillaceae.
CUGGUCAGCCGUCGAGGCACAAUUAUCCCUUGGAAGUGGUGAUUGAGUGAAGACAGGAAUUUACCAACGUCUUUUGGCAGUCUCUGAGCAUCACUAGCCCAUCAUGGCAUAUCCGAAUGCAGCGGCCGUAUGGAAUCCGGCGCUGAGGUCGAAUGAUGAAGAUGUCCCUCCCGUGACGACUCCCACCACUGAACUCGAGAUCAACACCGCCAUCGAAGCCACUACAAUACCUCUCGGCUCACCAAUGGAAACCCCUCAUGAUGUGUCAUUCGGCGACGUACUUUCUUCGUCAUCUGAUUAUGCCAACGGCACCCAUGAAACGGCAGCGCCAGAUGUGAACGUCCCUGAACCUUCCGCGAAUCACGACCAAGAGCCAGCCGAGCCAAUUUUCGUCGCAGAGCCACAUGCUUCCGGUACACAAGAUGAGCCGCUCAUGACAAACGACGAUGUUAUCGAACCAUUGGAAGAGUCGCUUCAUACAACCGGAGACACAAGCAGAAAGCCUAUUGGAGGCGAUGUAGCGGACGCUCAGCAGGUAUCGAAUGGUGGAGAUGAGACGCAAACGCCUGCGGAAAGCAUUGAGCCCGCGGAGGAGUCAGGCAACAUCACUCCCACCGGCCCCACCGGUACAUUUCGUGGCGAUGAGCUACCACAACCCAAUGGAGAGAUCCAAAGCAGCCACGAUCUAUGGGGAAGCCCCGCGCAAGAGGAGCCUGAGGGCGACGACUUCUUCCAUCAGCUCAAAACGCAGACGAAGCCCAUAUACUUCUCGCCCGAAACGGAAACUAGGUUUGAGGAAGGCGUUCCCUUACUGAACAGGGGCAUUGAUUCUAUGAUUGAGCCUUCGGAGACUGUCGAAAGUCGCAUCAACAACGUCUUCAAGGGCGACGAGGACGAAGAUGACGGGUUUUUCAAGGCUGUGCAGGACUCAACCUCUCAGCAGAGCCCCGAACCUCAUAUCACUCGCAAGAGCACGUCUCAAGUGUUGGGUUCAUUAGGUCUAUCAGAAGACUCAACAGCCAACGCGGAAGAGCCGAGCAAGCGGGAUUCGGACAGUGCUUUGGCUGCAGCAGGCUCACAAAACUCUCCAACUAACGCGUUUGAUCAAAGCGAGCAGGAUUCGGAGAGCGCUCUGGCAGCAACAGGCUCACAUUUUCCGGUCGACACUGCCGACGUAGACGAACAGGAGUUUGAGAGCGCCCUGGCUGCAGCAGGCUCACAGUUCCCGGUCGAUACUGCCGACGUAGACGAACAGGAGUUUGACAGCGCCCUGGCUGCAGCAGGCUCACGGGUCCCGGCCAAUGAUCCCGAUUCCAGCGAGAAAGAGCUUCAGAGCGCUUCGGCUACAACACAUUCCGAAAUCCUGGUCGGUGCUGUUGAUCCGAGUGAGCAGGAAUUCGAGAGUGCUUUGGCUGCCGCAGGUGCACAGGACGGUAUGAAGACAAGCUCCUCGGACGAUGACCUGGCUGCGCGUUGGCAGGCUGAGCUCGACGAUGAUCACGCCGAGGGCCAGCCGGCCGAAGACGACCUCGCAGCCCGAUGGCAAGCAGAACUCGAUGACGAUGAUGAUUUACUAUUUGAAGAUGAAUCGGCCGGAGGAUCGCAGGAACCCAGUUUUCAAGAAUUACUUGGUAAUUCUGCUCCUGCUGCUCAAACAAGCCUCUCAAGUCCCUUCGGUACACCAGAUAAUUCGGUCAGACCCAGAGCGCAGCAAAGGUCCUACGUGCCACACCAGCCAUCUACGUCUGACUUGCUCCAGGGAAUUCCCGCAAUGACUCCCCGGGAUGGCUACUUCGCGCAACAAUCACGUCCGACUGAGGCAACCAAGAAAGCUGAGAGUUUCGCUGAGCGUGCCAAGGAAGGUUACAGAUCACCUUAUGAUCUUCCAGAGGCUCUUACUCGCCCUCGUCGGCCUAUUGUUACCAACAAAACUGUCAUUUCUCAACCGGGAGUUCCGCCGCCGCCGCCGCGAAGCAAUAGCCUUCCAGUCCCUCCACCGAAAGCGCCGGGUUCGACACCUUCGAUUCCGACACCGUCAACCAACGCGGCAUCCACCGCUAUUCCACCUGCACCGAAGAAUUUCUUUGAGGAACUGCCUCUACCACCGCCUCGCGCACCUCCUCGCCCGGCUAGCACGGGGCGAUACACACCGGGCCCCAAUUCAGUGCCAGCAACGGCAUCUCCCUCAGCGCCUGCGCCGCCGGUCAAUCCGUAUGCUAGUGCUCCUCCCGUGCCUCAACCGGCGGUCGAUUUUCAGCCUCAGUCUCUUUUACAACAACCCGAAAGAGUAGACCCGUAUGCGAGCUUGUUGACCCCAAGUGCUCCUAGCGGCACAGCUGCAGCUCCUGCUACUUCGAGGUAUUCGCCGAAGCCACCAAAUCUACAAAAUGGAAUCAAGCCACCGGCCUCUCCCAGAUACUCUCCGGCACCCCCUCCAUCAAGUGCUCCCCCACCUCCUCGCAAUCGUUAUGCUUCUCAGGCUCCUAUCAACCCUGGCCAAUCUGUCACCCUUCCAUUUCAACCCCGUACAUCCAGCCCUCUGGCCCAUCAUGAGAAGGUCUCUUAUCGUCCCCAGGAGGGGUUGGAAAAGCGCUCAUCCUUGGACCAGUCGGCUUUUCCUCCUGCCAUUGACGUUCAAUCUGAACCUGAGUCUGCCGCCAACCCACUUUUCACACCGGGUGAAACCGCUAUUGAAGCUACAAUCACAGGCCUUGAUGUAAGUGGCGAGAAAGUGAGCAUGCAGCCAACGUCACCUCCCAGGAAUCAAUAUGCUCCACCUGAGUAUGUCAACCAAUUCGCUCAGCGGAUCGCUCCAGCUGCUCAGGACAAUGCACCGCAAGUUCCUUCCGCCACGAUUGAAGAGACUCCCUUGUUCCCUCCCCGUAGAUCAAUGACACAAUCACCCGGUCAACAAGCGCUUGGCCCUCGAUUGUCUGUACCCUCAGUUGACCCUCUCCAGAGGCCUGCAUCAGUUCAUGGUCCUGCCUCACCUACUAAAGCCGUGAACCCAUACGCACCAGCGCAAACCUCUGCACACAAUCGCGUCGCCUCUCAGCAGCUGGACUUUAUUCCCCCGACCGAUGAUCAGCAGUAUGAUCCUCUCGAACGGUGGAAGGGAGCACCGAUAGUCAAAUUUGGAUUUGGCGGUACAGUUCUGUCCUGUUUCCCAAAGCAUGUACCCCGAUAUGCCGCUGGCCAAGCGGCCCCAAGGAUCAAGCCAAGCCCUGGCGAGUUGAAAACAAGCCAAUUCAAUGAUUGGAUCCCGCCCACGGAGAGCAUUGUUCGGCAUCCUGGACCUCUCAAGUCCAAAUCUAAGAAGAAGGACCUUCUUGCCUGGCUAUCGAGCAAGAUAGCCGCAUUCGAGAAUGAAGGUAUUCCGGAGAGUGCCCGAUCACUUCCCGACGGUCACAAGCGCUACGACGAGAAGGUACUACUGUGGAAGAUCAUUCGGAUAAUGGUCGAACAUGACGGUUUGCUGGAGGGCUCAGCUGAGAUUCAGAAGUCUUUGCGCGGUGUUAUUCUUCCUCAUUUACCAACUGGCGAGACAGACGAGAGCUUUGAACCAGGUUUCCAGUCUUUCAACGCUGCUCCACCCGCCGACAUGCCAUCUCGCCCAGAUGCGGUCAAUGGUCAAGCUAUCGGGGCACUGCGCAACAAUCUUCUCCUCGGCGAGCGCGAAAAAGCCGUCUGGGCUGCAGUAGAUAGUCGUCUAUGGGGUCACGCCAUGUUAUUAGCGUCAACUAUGGACCGCUCAGUCUGGAAGCAGGUCGUGCAAGAAUUUGUUCGACGUGAAGUUAGAUCGACUUCCGGAGGUACUGAAUCCCUUGCAGCUCUUUACGAGAUCUUCGCCGGAAAUAUCGAGGAGAGCGUAGAUGAACUGGUUCCCCCAUCAGCACGAGCUGGCUUGCAAAUGGUCAGUAAGGUUGACGGGCAUGGGUCUUCCAGAAACGCUCUGGAAGGCUUGGAAAGCUGGCGAGAAACACUCGGACUCGUGCUAUGCAACCGCAGUACAGAGGACCAUCAAGCUCUUUUGGCCCUCGGGCGGCUACUUUCAAGCUAUGGCCGGACAGAAGCUGCACAAAUAUGCUUUAUAUUUUCCCGAGCUGCAGUGUUUGGUGGUAUUGACGAUCCUCAAACGAGCAUUGUUCUCUUGGGGGCUGACCAUCAGCGGUCGUCUACCUCUCCGCUACAUGACGAAGACUGCAUUCUGCUUACCGAAGCCUAUGACUACGCCAGCUCCGUUCUCUCGGCCUCCCCUAAGCCGCCGCUUCCCCAUCUCCUGGCGUAUAAAUUGGUCCAUGCCUGGUCUCUCGCCGACCGUGGCCGCAAGACAGAAGCUCAGCAGUACUGCGAUGCCAUCGCAGCAACUGUCAAAGCAACAACGAAGACUUCGCCAUACCACAACCAGUAUUUGUACAACGGUGUUGACGAGCUUUCCGCGCGCCUGAAGCAGUCGAGCAGCGAUGCGGGAUCGUCGUGGAUUUCAAGACCCAGCAUGGAGAAGGUUUCCGGGUCAAUGUGGGCCAAGUUCAAUAGUUUCGUUGCUGGCGAAGACAAUGAUACUGCAUCCACGGAUCCUGCAAAGUGUGGUGAGGCAGAUAUUGGUCCCUUUGCCAAGAUUGCCGGCACGCCUACUGUGAGUCGCUCGCCUUCUAUGUCGGACAUCUACGGCGUGCAGCCAAGUCACGGCACUGCUCCUUCGCGUUAUUUGCCAAAUAAUCAGUACGCUCCGACAUCUUCACCUGAGCAAUUCCGUGGCAGAUCGUCUCUUGACUCCCAGCGAUCGUCCUCUUACAAUUUUGGUCUUGCGCAGCGACGGGGCUCGCAGGAGCCUUCGACGCCGGUUGAUAACGGCCCGUAUCAAGCGGGAAUGUUUUAUAAUUCCCCUCCAUCAAAUGCAGGCUAUCAGCAGACACCCCCUCAGACCUCGUAUAUUCCUCUGGCCCCUGUCGAGGAAGAUCUAGUGUCUCAGCCCUCGGCUAAAGCUCCGUUUACUUCGGGUCCAGCUUCCCCUAAUAUGGUCUCUCCCUAUCAACCUCCUGGGUAUGGAUCAUUUGGCCAACCGCUCCACGAGACCCCUUCGGCUGUCUCUCAACCAGGUGAAGGUGGCUACAUGCCUCCUGCUAGUGGCGGCGGCUAUGAGCCUCCCGCGACAACCAAUGUUGCUCCUGAAUCGGAAAAGCCAGAAGAGGAUGAACAGGACGAGCCGGCGAAGAAGAAGAAGUCAUUCAUGGACGAAGACGACGAUGAUGAUAUAGCUGCCCGGGCCGCUGCAAUUCAGAAAGCGGAAAAGGCACGCAAAGAUCGUGAAGCAGAUGACGCCUUCCGAAAGGCAGCAGAGGCCGACGGUAAGUUAGCAUAAUGCUCUCCCCUAAUUCAUUGGACCGCUUGACUUAUAAGUUUGCCCUAGCUAAACGGGCUGCUCCGGCUAAGAAAGGGUGGUUUGGA